CCGCGGGCGCCCGCUUCCGCCCCUGCCUGCAAGAGCAGGCGCGUCCCGGCCCUAACGCGGUCUCUCUAGGAACGGCGGAGGCCUGGGCUCUCGGUGGUCCCGGGGCGAGCGGGCCAUCCGACCCUCGGGCGCCGUGGUCCAAGAGUGGGGGGUGUGGACCAGGGGGCGGGGUCCCCCGGGAUUGACGACUGCGCAGACCGGGCGGGACGGCCCCUUUGUCUCAGGGAGCUGAGGCAGCCGCCGCAGGGCGAAAGGUUGCGGCAGUUGCCCCAACAGGAUCCUCUGCUUUCUGUUGUCCCCACACACCUAAGAAGCCAAGAUGGCAGCAGCUGGCCUCCUGCCACUGCCAGCAGGGCCUCCUCAGGCCAAGGUGACCUUCGAGGAUGUGGCUGUCCUGCUCUCUCAGGAGGAGUGGGCCCGCCUGGGCCCUGCUCAGCGAGGCCUCUACCGCCAUGUGAUGAUGGAGACCUAUGGGAAUGUGGUCUCACUGGGACUUCCGGGAUCCAAGCCUGUUGUGAUCUCCCAGCUGGAACGAGGAGAAGAUCCGUGGGUCCUGGAUGGGCAGGGAACUGACCUGAGCCAGAGCCUGGGAAGUGACCACUCAGAAUGCAAGGCCAAGGAAGAGGCCCAAACCCCAGGCUUGAACGCGCAGCCAUUAAUCUCAGAUGAAGAAACAGUGACUCCAGCGGUAUUGAAGAAGGCGGAUGAAGAACCUUACAAAACAGAGCAGAACUUCUGCUCAAGUCCAAACCCCGUCGGCCCCCAGAACGUCCAGGGGUCGAACCCGAGUGCGCCACCUGCUCGGCACCAGGCGGCUCCCAGUGGAGAGAGGCCCUACAUGUGCCUCGAGUGUGGCAAGCGCUUCGGUCGGAGCUCUCACCUGCUUCAGCACCAGCGAAUCCACACCGGGGAGAAGCCCUACGUGUGCCAUGCGUGCGGGAAGGCCUUCAGCCAGAGCUCGGUCCUCAGCAAGCACCGGCGGAUCCACACGGGCGAGAAGCCCUACGAGUGUAACGAGUGCGGCAAGGCCUUCCGGGUGAGCUCGGACCUCGCCCAGCACCACAAGAUCCACACGGGGGAGAAGCCCCACGAGUGCCUGGAGUGCGGCAAGGCCUUCACCCAGCUGUCGCACCUCAUCCAGCACCAGCGGAUCCACACGGGGGAGAGGCCGUACGUGUGCCCGCUGUGCGGGAAGGCCUUCAACCACAGCACCGUCCUGCGCAGCCACCAGCGCGUGCACACGGGGGAGAAGCCCCACGGCUGCAGCGAGUGCGGGAAGACGUUCAGCGUCAAGAGGACCCUGCUGCAGCACCAGCGCGUGCACACGGGCGAGAGGCCCUACGCCUGCAGCGAGUGCGGCAAGGCCUUCAGCGACCGCUCGGUGCUCAUCCAGCACCACAACGUGCACACGGGCGAGAAGCCCUACGAGUGCGGCGAGUGCGGCAAGACCUUCAGCCACCGCUCCACCCUCAUGAACCACGAGAGGAUCCACACGGAGGAGAAGCCCUACGCGUGCUACGAGUGCGGGAAGGCCUUCGUGCAGCACUCGCACCUCAUCCAGCACCAGAGGGUCCACACCGGCGAGAAGCCCUACGUGUGCGGCGAGUGCGGGCACGCCUUCAGCGCGCGCCGCUCGCUGGUCCAGCACGAGCGCAUCCACACGGGCGAGAAGCCCUUCCGGUGCAGCGAGUGCGGCAAGGCCUUCAGCCUGAAAGCCACGCUCAUCGUGCACCUGAGGACCCACACCGGCGAGAGGCCCUACGAGUGCAACAGCUGCGGCAAGGCCUUCAGCCAGUACUCCGUGCUCAUCCAGCACCAGCGCAUCCACACGGGCGAGAAGCCUUACGAGUGCGGCCAGUGCGGCCGGGCCUUCAACCAGCACGGCCACCUCAUCCAGCACCAGAAGGUCCACAGGAAGCUGUGACCCGCGGCCGGCCGCAUUUAGGAGGCGCACAAGCCGGAAACAGCCUUCCUUCCCCCCUCCCCCCCCCCCCCGAGGGCAAGGGGCGUCUGCUAAAGCUGCAGGACCUUUCCCUGGUGACCCAGCCUCACAAUUCCACUCCCUUCCUGGGAGAAGCAUCCGGCAAAUGUUAAGUUUCUUUUCCCCAAAUCUUGACGUUAUAUUCGAGAGCAAUCCUACACGGAUAUCGGUAAAGACUGCUAGAAUUCUCCCUUUGGUUGAUUUGACAUGAAUUGGUUUGUUGAAGCAACUGAAAAGUUGAGGAAGGCCUAGGGACCACUGACAUUUCAGAUGACGUUCCUUUUCUGAUCAUUCUAAUAUUGUAUUUAAAUUUAGUAAGGUAGGACUAUUAGCUGGGCGCGGUGGUGCACGCCUGUAAUCCCAGCACUCUGGGAGGCAGAGGCAGGCAGGUCUCUGUGAGUUCCAGGCCAGCCUGUUCUACAAAGUGAGUCCUGAACAGCCAAGGCUACACAGAGAGACCCUGUCUCAAAACAAAGAGAAUGUUGGACUAUUUUCGGUAUUCUUUUAAAACACUUUAAGUGCUAUGUGGAUAAAAUGAGAUAAAAAAAAUUAUUGGGCGAGAGAGAUGGCUCAGUGGGUAAAGCCUGAUAACUGGAGUUUGCUUCCUGAUAACUGGAGUUUGCUUUCUAGAACCCACAUUGUGGAUGGAGAGAACCAACUCCCACAAGUCGUCCUCUGAUUUCCAAGCUUGUAAGUGUGUGAUAUGCACACACAAAUAAAAUCAGUAUUUUAAAAUACUUUUAUCAGAUAUUCUGAAAUGGCAGUUCUGAGUGCUUAGAAAUACCUGUUUUCUAUGAAAAAAAAAAAAAAAGGAAAGAGAUAAAUUUGAAUUUAAACUAAACAACAAAAAAACCACGCUGGUUGCCUGAUAAAAUACCAUGACCAAGGCAAUUUACAGAAGAAAGGGUACAUUUCACUUCUACGUCACAGUCCAUCAUCAAAGGAUACCUAAGCAGAAACUCAUACACAUGGGCCAUGGCUAACACUGCUUACUGGCUUGCACAGCCUACUUUCUGGAAUGUAUUCAGAUAGGAUCCACUCGCUGGUCCUGUGGUACCAGUGUCUCUAAAAUGUUGGGACCUCUGUUCAAACAGCAGCCUCUCCUGGGCUCUCUUCAGGGACUCUAACCCUGCCAUGUGGUGCCAAGCCUCAGUUUCUCUCCAUGAUCCUGUCAACCUAGAGUUUCAAACUAUCAGAGGCUGCACCUUCCUUUACAAUGGCUUCUCAAUAGUGCCAAGCCUCAGUUGGAACCCAUAUGCCUUCAUACCACUGUGCCCUAAAUUUAUUCAUCAGUGAAAAUUUCUUUCAUCUAGUUUAAAUUCCACUCAUGAGCUGGCAAAUGGCCGAGUCGGUCAAGGUGCACUUGCCACCAAGCCUGACACACAGAGGACAGGGAGAACAGCUCCGCCUAUUCCUCACCUUCACACUCAACGCCAGGGCAUGCAUCCGUAUACAAAUAUGUGCACAUACGCUAAAAGUCAACUGAAAAAGAUACUUUAAGAGCUGGAGAUGUCAUUCAUUUGGAAGAGUGCAUGAAGCCAGGGGUUUGAUCCCCUGAACACAGCCAUGAGUUGUGCAUGCCUGGGAGAUGGAGGCAGAAGGAUCAGGAGCAAAGGCAUCCUUCCUUGACUUUUAGUUCAAGUUGGUAUGAGACCCCCCCGACUCAGAAGUAAUGCAUACCUUUAAAUGGCUAUUUCCCUCCAACCACUGCCUCUUCACACUUUUAAAUGUCACCAGCACAUCUAAAGUUUCUUAAACUCAGCUUUUCCAAUUCCCUAAUGCUAUGCCCCAGCUGCCUGACCCCGCCUGAUGGACAAAUGGGAAGUUUUAUCAGUUGAGGUCUCCUAUGGUCUUACUGAGGACUAUGGGAAGCAAGCAUCAUAGUAUCAUUGUCAGGAACAGAGCCCUCAAAAUAAAGACUGUGCUCAGAGGACUGGUGACAAAUUCAGUGUUUAUCAAAUCACAGUAAUUCAUUUUUUUGUUUUUUUUUCCUUUUCUGAUUGCUUUAUUAAUUACACUUUAUUCACUUUGCAUCCCCCCCCCCCGUGGUUCCCUCCCUCCUUCUGUCCCGAUCCCUCCCUUCCUCCCCUCUCUGCAUGUAUGUCCCUCCCCAAGUCCACUGAUAGGGGAGGACUUCUUUUCCUUCCUUCUGAUCCUAGUCAGUUAGGUCUCAUCAGGAGUGGCUGCGUUGUCUUCUGUGGCCUGGUAAUGCUGCUUCCCCCUCAGGGGGAGGUAAUUAAAGAGCAGGCCAAUCAGUUCAUGUCAGAGACAGUCCCUGUUCCUAUUACAAUGGAACCCACUUGAAUACUGAACUGCCAUGGACUACAUCUGACAGUAAUUCAUUUUUAAGCCACAAACACUGCCAAAAAAUAAA
Meriones unguiculatus (Mongolian gerbil) is the source of this 4355-nucleotide messenger RNA. Its product is annotated as zinc finger protein 250. The record is from RefSeq and is a predicted model, not a curated record. Gene Ontology annotation, biological process: negative regulation of transcription by RNA polymerase II. The coding region runs from base 320 to 1924 and encodes 534 amino acids. NCBI's taxonomy places the organism in Eukaryota, Metazoa, Chordata, Mammalia, Rodentia, Muridae. The transcript is spliced from 5 exons. Gene Ontology annotation, molecular function: DNA-binding transcription repressor activity, RNA polymerase II-specific.